GGCCGGAGCCAGCUCGUCGAGAACUGGAGCGAUGGAUUUGUUUGGUAGCGACUUCGUCCUCGAGCAGGAAAAAUUAUUGCCGGACCUGGGCGUGGACCUCGAAGUUGCGAAUAGUGGGCGCGGUGACGAGGGUGUCGUCGGAGAGGCAGCCAGGCCUUCACCCAUGCAGCAGCAGGUCGUGGAGCCUUGUGAUGUCAACUUGUCUGUCGACGUCGCACAAGAACAGGGAAGCAAGGACGAGAAAUACACGACACUAGGACCAUCCACUUGGUACGAACAGGAUGAUAUUAACACCGAGGAGUUAGUUGAGAACAACCGGAAGAACCACGAGACGCUCGUAAAACAGGGCGCCGUGCCGCCGCGCUCCGAUGGCGCGAUGACAGCGAACAACCAGGUCGACACGAGCGUGGACGAGGAGCACGCGUCGCGCACGACGGCCAGCGACACCGGGGCCGGCUUGCCCGAAGACGUAUCCCUGGAGGAGGGCGGCAACAGCACCAGGAAAAACAACCAAAGUGGCUCCUGUACGACAACGAGCCGGUCUAUCCCCUGAAAAUUAACCACUCCCAUCCACUUUUUGGUAUGACAAACACAGAAUCAAUUUGAUACAUCCUCAUCCAUGUUUUGCAUGACAGACUGGAUGUGGGUGGGUGUUUUUUCCUGGAUAAGGUCCAGCAGCGCCGCGACGGUGUCGACGACGAGGCGCUCGCCGGCGUGGCUGUCGGAAUUCCACCAGCAAACGGCCAUGGACGACGAGGAAGAAGAGGAAGUUGUUGUGGACGCCAGCAACAUUCACAUGCUCGCCGGUGGCACGGUUUCUUCUAAAGCUUCAGCCAGGGUAGUUGGUGGUCUGCACAAGACGGCUUCCUGUUCCCUACUGACUGCAGGGAGUUCAUCAUCCUCAGCGCGCAGCAGUAGCGGAACUACGCUCAUGAAUAAGGCAGGUGCUGCGUCGGCGAUGAGCUCUAGUACCUCUCUUGCGCAGAAGUUUUUCUCGACGAGAAGCUACGGCAGUGACGGUGCUCUAGCCUGCCCAGAGGACGACGACCGGCCGGUUGGAGCAGCUGCCGCGUUUGCGGCGACUAGUACAACCUUUGCUAGUUCCACUACUGCCGGAGAACAGCAGCACGUGACUACACAGGGGACACAGACCGCAGAAUUGUAUCCAGCACAACCGGUCGUGGUCGCAGCCCCCGCCCCGCCGCCCCCACCGGUGCUGGACGUGGUGUCACGGCUCUUGGAGAACGACAAGAGCUUGUUUGACCUGAUGACUGUCGCCAUGAAAGACCUGAGCGCGAAGGACGGGCUGGAGUGGGGCUCGUAUGACGUCGAUCCGUUAGACGAACUGGUAAUACUAGAUGAGGGGGACGACGACGAGAGAGGAACAAAAACAAUGCAGAGCCCGGGAAUCUUCAAUUUGACAGUUAGGAGCGAAAGGCCAGCGGCUCCGCCUCGUCCAAGCGAUGCAGAUGCAGAGCGACGGGAAAGAACCCCACCGAUUGUCGUAGCGGAGGAUGCUGGUGCGCCGGCAAGCACCGACGUCGAGCCUCUCGACAGCACUGGAGGCCAUCCAAAAGAAUCUUCGUCUGCAGACGACAACGGCACGGAAUCUGGAGGCUUCAACGAGGACGGCUCGAUGCUGAGAAACGCUAACGGAUGCCGCGACUUGGAGUGCAAAGGCGAUGAGGUAGUUCCGGUGCAAGAUAAAAUCGUUCCAAAUUCUUGUAACGACCAACAGGCGGUGGAAAAGGUUUCGGAUACCGUGAAACAAACGGUUUUGCGUCUGCGGACACUCAUGCCCGAGGAGGAGGAGGAAUCGGAGGCGUCGUUUUGGUAUUGGAAGGGGAUCGACGACUUGCGCCGCGCGUUUUGUGACCUGAUUGACCAGCGAAAGGCCGCACUGGUGAAGAGUCGCACCAAUCGACAAGCGGAGUCGGUGGAAAUUGGCAAACAUAGUACAGCUCCUGCUGCCAUGGAGACGAAUGUCAAUUCUGCCGCUGCUGGUAUGAUUCUGUGGCAUUUUAUAUUUCGACGUUUUGUUCGCUUCUCUCACUGUAGUUCUAGAUUCAACAUGAAAGUUUUAUCGUUCGAAGAGGUUGGAUGCUCAUGCUCUUUACAACUUUCGGUUUCGCGCUGGAACGUUGUAAGUACUUACAAACAUUCUUUCUAGGUGUCGUCCCGCAGCUUCGCACUGCUGGGACCGAUAGCGGCACGUCGAGCAGCAAACCAGUACACCAGACGCAAGGAGCGGCCGUGGUCGAUUCAGGACCUGCAGACGCGCGUCAAGGCAAUCGCUCGCACGGGUCGAUGAGUGCGGCUUCUUCAACAUCCGCGCAGUGGGGAAAUUCGUCCGCCGUCUCGCGUGCAGGAGAUGUCAAUAGCGGUUCUUACUGGGCGUGCCCACGUGGCAUCGGAGGGUAUGGUUCGUAUUGGGGAGGCCCAGCGGGCCCGUGGGGUGCUGCGCCGGGAGCCGGGUGGGGCGGGGACCCGUCUUGUUGGGAUCAUCUGCACGGGGCGCACUACUGGAACAACGCUCGUCCUCGUAACACUCCGGGCGGCAAUCCUGCUGCCGAGCAGGGUGGUUCUCACAGUAACAGGCCGAUAGGGGCGGAUAAUGUUUCGCAGCAAGGUGCCGCAGCGCCGUCCUCGGCAACUUUGCAGCCGGACCAGCAGCGCUCGCAGGCAGACUACGCCGAGCAGAAUGGAGCAGAGGGACAAGCGCAGCUCUCUUCCGCCGAGCAGCGAGAAGAUGUUGGCAGACCCCAUCUACUUGCUGAAAACGAAGAAUACAAGAUCGCCCUCGAAGUCAAUGCAGAGGGCGGGGGCACGAGUGCGGGAGUUGCAAAUCAGGGCGCGAACAAACCUCCUUUGCGCAAAACGGGAGCGUCCGACUUUGAAAGCCUGGCGCAUGAACACGCGCAGCCGGGUCGUGCGGGCAUAACUCCAGAUGAAGAGGGCUGCGAAGCAGAUGCUCAUGAUUGCGAGCUGGUAUCAGCCACCGGUGGAGCCACCUCACGUAACGAUCCGUUGAGCAGCAACAAAAUGAGCAUGAGUUUGAACUCGAGUCCAGGCCUGAGCCACAUAUCGCACCUGACAUCGAGCCCGGACAGGUUCGACCCACGGCACGGCGGAGACAACUCGUCUUUAGACAUCAGUUCGGCCCUGGAGUCCAGCAGUACGGACCAGAACAAGCUCGGCAUCAAAAAAGUGCACUUCGCGAUCGAAGAUGAGGAGCUGCAUGUGGGUGUCGGCGUACCUUCUUCACAAAAGCAGGUCGAGAGAGAAAGUUGUGACAACGGGCAUCCAGUAGAACAGGCCGCCUCCCAUUUGUGCGGCACGGCGUUUGGGGAGACGCAUCACGUUCGGCAUGAUGGGGACCAUGAUCAGGGGCCGGGUUCUACUACCAGAAGCUCGGCGCCCGCCCAGGGCCAGGACCGCAACCCAGCUGAAGUCACGGAGCCGCCUGCAGCAAAAGAGAACUCUGGAUCCGCAAUUUCGUCUUUGUCGCAAAUCGGGUCGGAAGGACUGUGUGUGUCCUCUGACACAUUUCUGUCUCUCUCAGACUCGAGUCGUGGUGCUUCGUCCAGGACGCAAAUCGACUUGGGGACGAGCAGGUCUUGCGCCGACGCAGAUUUUUCCGGAGGUCCUCUAGGGAACACAGGAGAGUCCACCACCCUGAAUGCGUGUGGCGUUCCACCUAUAAAAAAAGGCAUCCUGAAGCCCCCCUCGCCGUGCUCGGACGAAGCGCGCGCCAGCAAUGCGGGCGACGAUGCGGAGCAGAUUUCAGCAGAAUCUUCAGCGGGAAGCGCCGCAGAGAACAGUGCACCAGCAGCAGAGCAACAGCGGCAGUCGUCGAUUGAGGCUCCUGUGGGGGAGUUGGGAAACAGUGCACCGACGGAGCAGGCAGCGCAGCAGCAAGAAACCUCUACUACUGCCGCAAGCCAAAGCCAGUACGGGCAGCGCAACGGCGGCAAGGGAAACAGUUACGGUUACGGUCCCGGCGGGUCCUGGUAUGGAUAUAACGGCCAAAGCGGCGGAAAAAUGGGCUCGUACGGAGGUGGGGGUGGCGGCUACUAUCACCAUGCAGGGAGCGGUCCGCACUACCCGCAUCACUAUGAUCACUACCACGGAGGCCCGGGUUGGUUCUACGGUGGGAUGCAAGCUGGGUAUCACCAUCCGCAGCACUUUCCCCACGGUGGGAAGAUGGGGUAUGGAGCGCCUUACCACGGCUAUGGCUACCAGCAGCAACAUCGGUCCUACAAGGGAUAUGGAGCUGGUGUCCCACCGGGGGGUAACGGGGGCGCGGGCCGGGGUCAAUACGACCAGCACGGAGGGAUGGGGUCGUACGGGAAGCCCGAACAUCAUGCAGCGCAGGAGCAGGCCGAGGGGGAGGGCGCACGCGAAGGAGGUCCGAUUUCUGCGGUCGUGCAUGAUGAGAGUGACGCUGCUCCUGACGGAGGAGCCAACGUUUGCGUUAGUGGGGAUCAACAGGAUGCGUCACGACAUGCGGCUUCAGCAACACAGGCAAAGCUCAAUCUGGCUACUGUCCCAGAACAGGAAAAAAACGAGAAUAUAGCUACAAAGGAGCAGACCGCAUAGCAAUUCUGGGGAGAGUGAUGCGUAUUUCAGAACGAAAUUGGAACUUCUCACAUUUGACCGAACUGCUUCUUUUUGGAAUUGGAAGUGCAGGUCUACAUCAUUCUGAGAAU
Amoebophrya sp. A120 is the source of this 4709-nucleotide messenger RNA. The record is from the annotation of a GenBank genome assembly. NCBI's taxonomy places the organism in Eukaryota, Dinophyceae, Syndiniales, Amoebophryaceae.